Molecule: messenger RNA, 757 nt
Organism: Cryptococcus deneoformans JEC21
Lineage: Eukaryota; Fungi; Basidiomycota; Tremellomycetes; Tremellales; Cryptococcaceae
Product: expressed protein
Exons: 3
Coding region: 330-545 (71 amino acids)
Source: RefSeq, a predicted model, not a curated record
AACAAGCCCACACCCCUAAAUCUAACCUACACUUUCACUCUAAAACCCCUCUUGUCUGAGGUGUCUAUUGGAAUUCGGGUGAACAAAACUCGCCUGAUCCAUAGGCUAAAUAUCUGAGUUCGCUCUUUAAUACGGCUCCGGAGAAAGAAAAGAGGUGAUCACCUUUGUACUCAAAGUCGUUACCUCCCCAGAGUUCUCUGAUGUCUGCCUCCCAGACUGAGGUUCCCGGCUUUGGCUUUUGCCCACGCGCAAUAACUCUGCGAUGGGGGGUCAGCAAGGCUCGACGGAUGGAAAGGGCUGUCGGGCAAGUGCUCACAUAGCAUCUAUAGAUGCUGAGCUUGGAAGAUCAUCUGAGGAGAGAAAGGACCGUCUUCCGCCGGUUGUCGUCGACGAUGAUGAUGAAUGACGCUGCAUAUAGUCGUCGGCGCAAGCAAAUACCAUCCCUCUCAUCUCUUCUAGCCAUCUUUCCUCAACCUCUGCGAAUUCUCCUCGUGCUAUUCCCUUUCUCACCAUCCCUUCCCAUCGUUUAUGCGUCCCUCUCCUGAUGGAACGAACAAAAAACGGUGACACGAUAUUUAAUGGCCAAGAUGCGGGCAUUGAUCCGAGGAUGGGAUAUAGCGGAAGAAGAUGAGGAAGGGUGUUUAGAAGUGUAGAUGCACAGUGAAGGGAAAGUGGUGUGCUGAAAUUGAUCUCAGCAUCAAUAUCGAAAUGAAAGGAAACGGCGAAACUCACCCAUCCUGCAUGUAAACAUCCAAGA